Molecule: messenger RNA, 1488 nt
Organism: Gaeumannomyces tritici R3-111a-1
Lineage: Eukaryota; Fungi; Ascomycota; Sordariomycetes; Magnaporthales; Magnaporthaceae
Exons: 5
Coding region: 1-1488 (495 amino acids)
Biological process (GO): lactate catabolic process
Cellular component (GO): mitochondrion
Molecular function (GO): D-lactate dehydrogenase (NAD+) activity; flavin adenine dinucleotide binding; D-lactate dehydrogenase (cytochrome) activity
Source: RefSeq, a predicted model, not a curated record
AUGCCUCCAGGCGCUACCAGCUCCGGCAACGGCCAGAACGGGGCCAAGGGUAAACCCACGCCCCGCAUGCUUCCCCCUGGCAUGACCGCGGAGCAGUUCCAGCAACUAGCCACCCGGCUGCAGGACGCAGUUGGCGGCGACAACUUCCAAGUCCUGUCACCGGCCACCAAGCUCGACGAUGGCGACUACGUCAACGUCGACUGCCAGACGCACGACAUGCACUUCCUGUACGACCGCGACGACUUCAUCGGUAGCUGCCUCGUCCACCCGCGCAAAGGCCAUAACCUGGGUUACGGCGGCGCGGCCCCGCGCGUGCCCGGCAGCGUCGUCAUGAACCUGGGCACGCACAUGAACCGCAUCCUCAAGGUCAACACGGACGACUGCUACGCCAUCGUCGAGCCGGGCGUCACUUACAUGGAGCUGCAGGACCACCUGCGCAAACACAAGCUCCAAGACAAGGUCUGGCUCGACUGCCCCGAGCUCGGCUACGGCUCCAUCAUCGGCAACGCGCUCGACCACGGCGUCGGCUUCACGCCCUACGGUGACCACUGGACCUUCCACUGCGGUAUGGAGAGCCCCGAAGGCCGGCACCAGGCCGCCGCGGGCGUGCCGCCGCAGGACCAGGAGCCCAACGAGUGCCGGGGCCUAUUCCCCUACGGCUUCGGCCCCGUAAACGACGGCAUAUUCUCCCAGUCGGGCAACGGCAUCGUCACCAAGAUGGGCGUCUGGCUGAUGCCGGCCCCGCCCGGCUACGAGCCCUUCAUGAUCACGUACGAGAACGAGGACGGCCUGGCCGCCGUCGUUGACAUCGUCCGCCCCUUGCGCGUGAGCGUGGUGCUGCAGAACGCCGCCGCGCUGCGCCACAUCUCGCUGGACGCGUCGCACUACCGCCCGCGCUCCUUCUACGCCGACAAGCCGCUGGACGAGCCCCUGACGGAGGAGGAGUUCUCGGCGGCGGCCAAGAAGAUCGACAUGUGCUACUGGGUCUACAUGGGCCGCCGUGUACGGGCCCAAGCCGGUGCGGGACGCGCACCUCGACAUCAUCAAGGUAUCGGCGGCUGGUGCGAGCUGCGCUGGCUCAGCCACUGGAUGCCCAACUGCUCCUUCCUGUCAUUCUCGCCCAUCUCCAAGGCCUCGGGCGAGUCGGCAAAGGCGCAGUACGGGCUCGCCAAGCGGCGGUUCAAGGAGGCCAGGCUGGACUAUAUGGGGAUCCUGAGCGUGGGGCUGCGUGAGAUGCACAACGUCAUCUGCGUCGUCUUCGACCGCGAGAACGUCGACAUGCGCCGCCGCGCGCAGUGGCUGGUCCGCACCAUGAUCAAGGACUGCGCCGACAACGGCUGGGGCGAGUUCCGCACGCACACCUCGCUCAUGGGCCAGGUCGCCAUGACGUACGACUUCGACGACAACGCCCUGAUGCGCCUGAACGAGAUCAUCAAGAACGCCCUGGACCCCAAGGGCAUCCUCGCCCCGGGGAAGAGUGGCAUCUAG